Messenger RNA from Tribolium madens (black flour beetle), 4112 nucleotides. RefSeq names its product anoctamin-1 (gene subdued). NCBI's taxonomy places the organism in Eukaryota, Metazoa, Arthropoda, Insecta, Coleoptera, Tenebrionidae. Gene Ontology annotation, cellular component: plasma membrane. Bases 225 to 3407 code for a protein of 1060 amino acids. Gene Ontology annotation, biological process: chloride transmembrane transport. The transcript is spliced from 16 exons. The record is from RefSeq and is a predicted model, not a curated record. Gene Ontology annotation, molecular function: chloride channel activity; protein dimerization activity.
CCUUUAUUUUUAUGAAAAUCAGUGUUAGAGUUUGUGAGCUACUGAACAAGAAAUUCGAUCUACCACAAGUCAAUUCAAAUGAACUAAUUAUUUUAAAAGGAGGAAUUUGCACUUCUCCAUAAAAACACUUAAAAAUGUGUAUUAUACCGUAACUAAAAGAGAAUCUGUGAAGUGUGUAUUUUAAAUUAAGUGAUAGAAUUGCACAUCUGAUUAUUAAAACUGUGAUGCCACUAGAGACAACCAAAGACAAUGCUCGAAAAAACUCAAUUACCACGUCCAUGUCAGCCCCCUUACUACUGUCAGAAUUGUCCCCCACGAGAAAGAUUCAUAACAAGAGACUGACAAUUGUAAGACAUGGGGAUAGUUUGGAAAAUGAUAGAUUUAUGAGUCAGCCCCACAUUUUGAGUUACUGUGAUGGGGAAGUUGAGGUGAAGCCAAGACACCCCCAUCUGGAAAAUAUAACGGGGAAACCCAGUUCAUGUGAUAAACUGGAUAUGGAUGCUAUGUCUGUUGUUAAUCUGUAUAAAAGUGCUGAUAAUUUGGAUUCCGAAAUGGAUACUGAAAGAGACUUCUCCGACAAUCCACCGAAAAAGAAACCUAGAAUUAUACUCUCCGAAAGUUCACUCGAAUCGCAAGAAUGUGAUACUCAACCAAAUCAUAACGAAUCUAGUCAUAAAAGUCCUAAAAGUAAUUUAUCGUGUCGUAUCCCUUCGAUUUACUUCAACGACGGGAUGAGGUCAGUUGAUUUUGUCCUCGUAUGGGACGCUUUCACAGAAACUGCCAUAACACCACAAGCUUACCAAAAACGUAAACUUUUCGAAAAUAAUCUAUUGAAGGAGGGACUGGAGUUGGAGUACGUGCCCCAAGAGAGCAACGGUUUGAAUUUUAUUAAAAUACAUGCACCAAAAGAAGUGCUGCGGAGGUAUAGCGAAAUCUUGAAGUUGCGGAUGCCAAUGCGAGAGGGGUUGUGUAAAUUGCCACGAGAGUUCCGUCACAAUCGUUUGUACAAUGCCACUGCCUUUAUUCGUCAGAUGCCAGCGUUUCGUCAAAUGCACUCAAGGACCAACUUCAUAGUCGAAGGCAUUACCAGUCAGUGGGACAAACUCAAGGCUUACGUUAUCGUCGAUUCUGAGAAAUUCCCCGAGAAGGAUCAACGAUUUACAGCGAUUUACAGCCGUGACAGAGAAUAUUUAUUCGAUGUUGAUUCGCCUUGUUUUUUCACUCCGGCCAUUCAUUCACGAAUCGUUCAGUUUAUUUUGGACAGGAAACGCUUCAGUGAUAAUCAUCACGACGAUUUUGCCUUUGGUAUUGAGAGGCUUUUGAAUGAGAGUGUCUACAGCGCGGCGUAUCCUCUACAUGAUGGCGACUUGCGAGACUCCGGGUCCCUCCGCCACCUCCUCUACAACGAAUGGACAGCCCUUAGUAAAUGGUACCGCUACCAACCCCUGGACUACGUCAAAGAGUAUUUUGGCGUAAAAAUCGCACUGUAUUUCGCCUGGUUGGGUUUCUACACCCACAUGCUCCUCCCAGCAGCUGUUGUCGGCUUAGCAUGUUUCAUUUAUUCCUGUGUCACCCUGUAUUCCAACAAACCGAGCGAAGAUAUCUGCAACGGCAACUUCACCUUUAAAAUGUGCCCUUUGUGCAACCACUGGUGCAACUACUGGGACCUGAAAGAGACUUGCACGCAUGCUAGAAUUACCUACUUAUUCGAUAACGCCACUACGGUGUUUUUUGCGAUUUUCAUGUCUUUUUGGGCGGCGUUAUUUCUGGAGUUGUGGAAACGAUAUUCGGCGGAAAUUACCCACAGGUGGGAUUUGACAGGUUUUGAUAUACAGGAGGAGCAUCCAAGGCCGCAGUACUUGGCAAGGCUUGCACAUGUCAAAAGACAGGAAGUUAAUAUCGUGACGAAUAUAAUGGAACCGCAUGUGCCCUUCUGGCGGCUCAGGGUGCCCGUGACAAUCUUCAGUUUCUCAGUUGUUAUGCUCUUGGUCACUUUGGCCUUAGCUACUGUUGUAGCUAUAGUAGUGUACCGGAUGUCCGUUUUAUUCGCUUUGAGGGUUUAUGCUGAUAAGGUUGAUAACAGUCAAGCUAUUCUAUUUACAACAUGUACAGCUGCUUGUAUUAAUUUAUUCUGUAUCGUAAUUUUUAAUUGGUUUUAUAACUAUGUGGCUGAAUAUUUGACAGAAUUCGAACUUUUGCGCACGCAGACCGAAUUCGACGAUUCCUUAACGCUCAAAAUCUAUCUUCUGCAGUUCGUGAAUUAUUACGCUUCCAUUUUUUAUAUUGCAUUUUUCAAAGGCAAGUUUACUGGCUCUCCGAAAGAAUACACUAAGCUGUUUGGCUUCCGACAAGAAGAGUGCGGCCCUGGCGGCUGCUUAAUGGAGCUCUGCAUCCAACUCGCCAUAAUCAUGAUCGGCAAACAAGCCAUGAAUACGGUCCUGGAAAUGCUCUUUCCACUAUUUUACAAAUGGCUAAACACCGUCAAAGUCAAAACUGGGAUUUCCAAAGAUCCGUCAUAUAAAAAAUCGCGGCCUCAGUGGCUGAAAGACUACAAGCUUGUGGAGUGGGGCCCUAGAAGCCUCUUCCCUGAAUACCUCGAAAUGGUUUUGCAAUAUGGCUUCGUGACUAUCUUCGUAGCGGCUUUUCCGCUAGCGCCGUUUUUCGCACUGUUGAAUAACGUCCUUGAGAUGCGUCUCGACGCCCGGAAGUUGAUAACGUUUUAUCGACGACCGGUCAGUCAGCGAGUUAAAGAUAUAGGAGUUUGGUACAGGAUUUUGGACUCGAUUGGGAAACUUUCAGUUGUGACAAAUGGGUUUAUUAUUGCGUUUACGUCCGAAUUCAUCCCACGUAUCAUAUACAGGGUGUACGUGAGUCACGAUCACAGUCUAAGCGGAUACCUGAACUUCUCCUUGUCAAUUUUCAACACUUCUCACUUUCAAAACGAAUCAGCGCCUCGUAAUUACGCUGCGGAGGAGAUAUGCAGAUACCCCGAUUUCCGGGAACCCCCGUGGUCACCCCAACGGUACGAACCAACAGCCAUCUACUGGCACAUUUUGGCCGCGCGUCUAGCUUUCGUCGUCGUCUUCGAAAAUAUCGUCGCUUUUAUCAUAAUUAUAAUAAAAUGGUGUAUUCCUGAUAUACCGGGUGAUCUAAAAGACCGCAUCAGACGUGAGGCGUACAUUACGAAUGAAAUUAUCAUAAAACAGGAGACAAUCAGGGCUCAGAAUGGCUAUUUGUAUUCGUCACCUACAAUAAAAAGAGAAUUUUUGCAUAAUAUGAGUGAGUGCCCUGCCACUCCUGAACAGUGGGAUAGGUUGUUGAGUAGGUCGUUGGAAGGGCCUGAUUUUGAUCUGAUGGUUCAUGCCGAGGGUGCAGGGCAUUCUAUUCGAGAACCUUCUACUACGUAGUUCCUUCUAACUAGUCGUUUUAGUUAAAUAAGGGUUUUGUUUGAUAUUUAAUAAGUUGAAAAAAGUUUCAGAACAUGAAUACCGGACUGUUGUGCCUUAUUAUGAAAUCAUUAGUUUCAAAAAUUAAACUACAAAACAUGUUUACCACAUUAAAGACAUUAUUGAGAAUUUAAGAAUUUCAACAACAAAACAUACUUCUAAAUACGUAGAAAAUGGUAUUAAACGGAUUUCUAGAAGUAAGUUUUCUAAUUUUUGUUAAGCACUGAUUUCUUCCAUUAAAAGGUGAUUAAUUUUGCUUCCUAAUACUCUUAGUGGAUUUUUAAGACUUUUUUAGAAUAUGUGAAGAACUGUUAAUUACAUUUUUUAUAAUAAUUAAUUUUACAAUUUUCAGUUUUCUACGUGAAUACUGGAAGUAAUUUUUUUGAGAUUUUACAUUUUGAGAUUAGCCAAGUCACACACAGAAAAUCUUAUUACGUAUUUUUGUACUUAAAAAAAUUAAAUCGUUACUUAAAAGUUUAUCGAACCAACGAAAUUCUCUCAUGAUAUUUUUUCAUUGUCUAAAUGUAACAUUUAUAGGCUGUUGGCCAUUUUUUUUCGAAAUAAUGUUGUUCUUUCAUGAAACUGAACAUUGCAGUUGUAAACUUCAGCAAUGACACUGUUUAUUUAAUGUGUUUUAAUAAAAAAAAAUCUGUAAGAUGCGUUUUU